AUGAUACUCCUCUUCUCCAACUAUAUAUUAACGUAUUUACAAGAAAAAGUAUUCUGUGUAGAUUCUGUGGUGGAGCAUUGCUCGCGGCGUAUUUUCCUGACAAUGUUUUUAAAAUUGUGCUGUCAGUUUCCUUCUAUAUUUUAUAAAAGUUCCAAAUCGCUUAAACUCGCAGCAAUACCGUACCAUUAUGCAAAAUGUUUGGCAGCCAGCAACAUUCAGACACGAAGAUUUUCUUCAAGGGGUACAAAUUGCCCCACAACUAAAACUGAUGUUACACAAGUGUAUUCCGGUGUACUUACUCCUCAAAUGAAAAGAGUUAAGAUAUUUUCUUUGGCGUCUAGUGUUAUGGGUAUCAUCGCUCAACCUUUUCUAUAUAAUCAAUUAAUUGAUCAUGGAAACAUGCCCAUUAUAGUGGUGGCCUACUCUUUCAUAGGAUUUUUUACUUUUGUUACUCCCCUGUUGUUACAUUUUAUUACCAAAAAGUAUGUGACUGUCCUAGAAUACAACUCAAAGUUGGACACAUAUACUGCCACGACAUUAAAUAUUUUUUGCAGGCCACAGAAAGUUGAGUUUAAAAUUAAUGACGUCGUAGUCCCGGAAGUUCCAGGCAUGUUUUCCACAUUUCAUGCAAAAAACAAAGCUUUUUUUGUUGAUCCAGAGAGUUUUGAUUACUUGGAGCAUUACUCUAAAAUAAUGGGUUAUGAUAAGCCAAUUGACUUGAAACUGGACACUUCACAAGCUCCUGCGCAAAUGAAAAAUAAGUUGUAAUUAAAAUAGUUGUUAUUUAUUUUGUUGAUGUAUUAUUUUGUUGACAGGUUAAUAAACAUUCUCCAAAUGACAUUUACUUUAGCCCUUAAUAACUAAAU
Messenger RNA from Cylas formicarius (sweet potato weevil), 866 nucleotides. RefSeq names its product transmembrane protein 70 homolog, mitochondrial. NCBI's taxonomy places the organism in Eukaryota, Metazoa, Arthropoda, Insecta, Coleoptera, Brentidae. Gene Ontology annotation, cellular component: mitochondrial membrane. Bases 1 to 768 code for a protein of 255 amino acids. The transcript has 4 exons. The record is from RefSeq and is a predicted model, not a curated record. Gene Ontology annotation, biological process: mitochondrial proton-transporting ATP synthase complex assembly.